AGUAGCAGCACCCAUCGGGCUCUCAAGAAAAUCCUAUACAUGAUGCCUCAUUGUCAGUCAUGUUCAUGCUACAGUAGUACGGGCGCGGGUGUUCCUGGCUCAGUGUGUGGCGUAGACGUCACAAUGCGCUGCCUAGACAAUCGCAUCUAGGUCCUUGUUGCUCAGCUAUGUGAUCUUCGACGCCAGAAGAAUCUCCUGGUUCCCGUCAACCGCAUGCCCCCGGAAGUCCUCCAGCACGUCUUUUUCUUGUACAAAGACGCCUCGAGCGAACACGAUUGGGAAUGGAUCAGGAUAUCUCAAAUUUGCGGCCACUGGCGCGACGUUGCGCUAUCGAGCGCCACACUAUGGAACACCCCGAACUUGCGCUUUCCGGAGUUGGCGCUGGAGAUGUUACGGCGGGCUCGUAGGGCUCCGCUUCAUGUCAUGUAUCUGGCUCGACCCUGGAUUUCAGGUAAUGAUACCUUCGACACCGAAUCACAUGAAGGUGAAGAUCUCGGGGAUGGAGAAAGAAUUCUAGGCAGAAAAGCCCAACGCAAUCCCCUCACGCUGCUUUCGUUAGAUGCGGCAGCUCAUAUCAUCGAACUGGAUAUCGCGGCCGACGGUCCUACCAUUAUCUCUACACUCCAAUCACAUCCUGGCCAGUUAACUAGGUUGCGUGACUUCUCGGUGGAGAAUACCACGGAAAUCGACCUGUAUCCAAGCUUCGCUUUCAUGGCAGAUCAGUACCCCAGUCUCGAGCGCCUCAACCUGUAUCAGUGCUACCCGCCUUGGACAUCCAAUCUCUUGUUAACGCCGGCUCGCUUGCGAAGGCUCGAUAUCCACACGGAAAUCAGACGGCAACCGCACGCGGAUUCGUUUGACGAUGUGUUGACAUUCCUGAAGCUUCAGCCAAACUUGGAAUCCAUCUAUCUGGCAGCCGCUCUCCCCCUUCUCAACGAUACGAAUCAGGACAAGGUCCCGAUCAAGGUCCAUCUCCCUCACCUUAAACAGCUUGAUCUUGAAGAUACGCUUGCCGAGGUACAAUACUUCUUCUCGUGUCUCCGGAUCUUCGCGGACUGUCGCGUGAAGGCGGAGGUACAUCAGGAAAAAUCUGACUAUCGAAAGAGUCACUUAUUGGGUACCGAAACCCUCUAA
This is a messenger RNA of Punctularia strigosozonata HHB-11173 SS5, 1134 nucleotides long. RefSeq lists its product as uncharacterized. The record is from RefSeq and is a predicted model, not a curated record. The transcript has a single exon. Lineage: Eukaryota; Fungi; Basidiomycota; Agaricomycetes; Corticiales; Punctulariaceae. The coding region runs from base 214 to 1134 and encodes 306 amino acids. Gene Ontology annotation, molecular function: protein binding.